Messenger RNA from Laccaria bicolor S238N-H82, 1110 nucleotides. RefSeq lists its product as uncharacterized. The transcript has a single exon. The record is from RefSeq and is a predicted model, not a curated record. NCBI's taxonomy places the organism in Eukaryota, Fungi, Basidiomycota, Agaricomycetes, Agaricales, Hydnangiaceae. Bases 1 to 1110 code for a protein of 369 amino acids.
AUGGAGAUGGUCACUGAAGCUCUCCAGUUUUGGUAUGAACGUCAAGAACAACACAAAGUCGCCUUUCGAUUUAAAUCCUUUCUUGAGGGGAAAAUGCUGCUGGAAGCACCUCCACGAAGGAAAAUCAAAGUUCACGUUCCUAAACCUCAUGUUCAUAGUGUUGGGAAGGGCAAGAAGCCCGGCAGAAGCAAGGGUCAAAGGAGAGGCCGGGCAGCAACCGAGUCACCGUCAGAUGAGGAAGCCAGGCCAAAGAGAAAGGAAGGGGUGGAAGAUCGGCAGUUCGAUGACAACAGUUGGAAGGAUUUGGAUGUGGACAAGCCGGCCAAGAAACGAACCGAACAGUUUUCUAAUCGUGAGGAUGGCUCCGAUGAUAGUGACUCAGACUCCGAUAAUGGUCAAGAGAGGCCAAAGCAGGAUACUCUGACCGAGCCCACAGUGAAACCUAGCAGGGUCAACCCGACCUUGGAAGAGGAUAGAGACUCGGGAUCAGAUUUGGGCUCAGACGAUGCUACGAUCACUGUAGAUACCAGCCCCGAGCUUCAGCCUCGGUACAACGACACCCGGGCUCUAUCCCAUGAAGUACCAUCGGACACCGAGGUCUUGGCUGAUGAUACAUUUUGGGAAGCUGACCUGGGCUGUGGGGUGGAGUCGGCCGAUCGAGCGAAGAAGAGAAAAUUCACUGAUGAGGAGGAUACACCCUGCAAGUUUCCUCGGUUAGAGAAGGGUUACAAACUUGGCCCGAGGAGUGCCCGACCAGGCAAAGUCAAAUGCCGUGCUGCCUCGGCUGUUAUCCAAGCCACUGUCAAACCAGCUCAAGCAACCAAUCUGAGGUCGGACACAACCAAAGCUUCGAAUAGCUUUGAUUUCACAAAGUCAAGUGGUGUCAACGCAAAACGACCAGUCCCUUCAAAACAAAAGGAGUCAGAGGCCGGUCCCAGUCAGCAACCAUCUAUUGAUGUCCCCACCAAGCCAAAACCAAAACCUCGUCCUAUCAUUAAAGGCAAGGUUUCUACAGGGGAACUCGGUAUAGUAACCCGAGAACGGUCGAAAAAGAUUGCUGAAGAAAGUGUUCGUUCCACCCGGUCCAAGAAAGUUUCAUUCGUCAGUUAA